Tachysurus vachellii is the source of this 1411-nucleotide messenger RNA. RefSeq names its product harbinger transposase derived 1 (gene harbi1). Lineage: Eukaryota; Metazoa; Chordata; Actinopteri; Siluriformes; Bagridae. The record is from RefSeq and is a predicted model, not a curated record. The transcript has 3 exons. The coding region runs from base 149 to 1195 and encodes 348 amino acids.
AUUUUUACUGGUGAUUGGAAAAAUCCGUGUAGUUAAAAACAGAUCUGGAAAAGUGUUUAAACGAGACUUUUAACGUGAAAAGUGUGGAGUGAGAUUUCAAAAUGGCGACGUAAACAAACCAGCAGCGUUUCUGAUCAUUUCAUUCACAAUGGCAAUCCCUAUCGCGAUCCUGGACUGUGACCUGCUGCUCCACGGCCGCGGACACAAAACUCUGGAUCGCUUUGACAUCGAAUCCGUAUCAGAUGAAUUUCUGUUGACGACAUUUGGUUUCCCACGCGAGUUCAUCUAUUACUUGGUGGAGCUGCUGAAGGACAGCUUGCUAAGACGCACACAGAGGUCACGAGCGAUCAGCCCAGAUGUUCAGAUUCUUGCAGCUUUGGGUUUCUACACAUCAGGCUCCUUUCAGAGCAAGAUGGGCGACGCCAUAGGUAUCAGUCAGGCCUCUAUGAGUCGCUGUGUCUCUAACGUCACCAAAGCUCUGAUGGAGAAAGCCCCAGAGUUCAUCGGCUUCACCAGGGACAAAGCCACCGAGCAGCAGACUAAAGAAGAGUUCUACAGAGUGGCAGGGAUUCCUGAUAUUUUAGGAGUUGUAGACUGUGCGCACAUAGCAAUAAAAGCCCCGAAUGCUGAGGAUUCAUCGUAUGUUAAUAAGAAAGGUUUCCACUCCAUUAACUGCCAACUGGUUUGCGAUGCCCGAGGGUUGCUGCUGAGUGCCGAGACACAUUGGCCUGGCAGUCUGACAGACAGAUCUGUUUUUAACCAGUCUAGUGUUUGCAAGCUGUUUGAGGAACAAAUGAAUCACGAGGGCUGGCUUUUAGGAGAUAAUCACUAUCCUCUGCUAAAGUGGUUGAUGACCCCGGUCCCGAAUCCCGAGACUCCGGCAGAUUACCGCUACAACCUGGCUCACGUGACCACGCACGAGAUCAUCGACCGCACGUUCCGCGCUCUCCAGACACGUUUCCGAUGCCUGGAUGGAGUCAAAGGCUAUCUGCAGUACUCGCCUGAGAAGUGUUCUCACAUCAUCCAAGCCUGCUGCGUCCUCCAUAACGUCUCGCUGCAGUCCGGACUGGACGCCUGGACCUUCGAGAGGACUGAGGCCACUGACCAAUCAGAAGAGAGAAACUAUCCAACAGAAAAAGUUGACCUGGAGGCACUGAGAGUCCGUCAGGAACUGAUCCAGAAUCACUUUAGCUAGAGCUGAGCUGGGACAGAACCACAGAAGUGUGUGAAGACGAUUUAGAAGCAGCGAGAGGCAUCUAUCGUCAACCUAAACGUGUUGAUUUGUGUGUCUGUAUGAUGUGUUGCAGAGUCUAAACAAAUACUAAUACAUUAAUUGGAAUGAACAGAUAAUGUGUACUUUUCUUUAUUUAUGUAUGUAUUUAUUUAUACUCUUCAGAGGGGGAAAAACACA